AAAUAGUGGAGUUUAAUGGUGUAAUGCAAAAAUGGGAAAACCUAGUGGGAAAUUCGCAAUAUAAAUCAUGGACCAGUCGUCGAAUUUGUCACAGAACAUCGUUUUGUCGACGGUCGACCCGGAAAACAAUUACACACCGUACGACCAACGUCCCGAAACCUACAUCGUUCCAGUUCUGUUUUUCAUCAUAUUUGUGGUCGGCGUUAUAGGAAAUGGAACCCUGGUCAUAAUUUUUAUCCGGCACAGAGCCAUGCGAAACGUCCCCAACACCUACAUAUUCUCGCUGGCGUUGGCCGACUUGCUGGUGAUAAUAACAUGCGUUCCCUUCACAUCCAUCCUCUACACGGUGGAGUAUUGGCCCUGGGGCGUUGUGGUCUGCAAAGUUUCUGAGACGGCCAAGGACAUCAGCAUCGGCGUCUCCGUGUUCACCCUGACCGCCCUUUCGGCCGAAAGAUACUGUGCCAUCGUGAAUCCCUUAAGAAGGUUGCAAACAAAACCGAUGACGGUUUUAAGCGCCGCGUUGAUAUGGGUGCUGGCCGCCACCUUCUCCUUACCGGACGCUAUCAACUCUCGUCUCGAUUACAUGGAAAUCGACAGGAAUAAAACGCUGGUGUUCUGUUCCCCAUUCCCGAACAUCACUGACGUGGACAGCUACAAGAAGUACAGCAUCGUGAUCAAGUCACUGGUCUAUUAUAUCAUCCCUCUGGCGAUCAUCGCUUGUUUUUACGUGUUGAUGGCGAUCAGACUGCAUCACAGCGCGAACGAGAUGCCGGGCGAGAUAAGGGGUACGCAGAGCGUGGCGCAAGCGAAGGCCAGGAGACACGUCGCCAGGAUGGUGCUCAUUUUCGUCUUUCUGUUCUUUAUCUGUUUCCUUCCGCAUCAUGUAUUUAUGCUAUGGUUUCACCUGAACGAAAACGCCUUAAAUGAGUACAACGAUUGGUGGCACGCUAUAAGAAUCAUCGGUUUCUGUUUAAGUUUUUUGAAUUCCUGCGUGAAUCCGGUGGCUUUGUAUUGUGUCAGUGGAGUAUUCCGUUCGCAUUUCAAUCGGUAUUUGUGCUGCCAGGAGAGAAGAUGGCCGAGGAACAGCACUAUGACCACCAAUCCGAAUUGCGAAACCAGUUUCAAUUCAACGUACAGAAAACACACUCAGAACACCAUAGUCGAAAGUCAGAGCAUUUACCGAAAAGGAACAUUGGCAAGACGAAACACGCACGAACGUAACUCUGUCGGCAUGAACAUGCAGAACGAACUGGGCGAAAAAGGUCACAAAAACUCGAUGAUCCUACGCACCGAGAUGAGCAUGGACCACGGAUACUGCAGUUGAAAACGCAUCCUGACAACAUGUGAACCACACCACGUCCUUCACGAGGACUCCGGCUUUGAAAAUCCAACUGGCAGUGUCCAUGAGACCUUCAAAUGUUGAGUAAGUAGAGCUUAGUUCAGUGAAAAGAACGAGGACACUUCCCGGCUUUUCGAACGACCUUAGUUUUAAACCCAACAUUUCCACCCAUAACGAAGGUUACGGCGGCCAUAUUUCAAAAACCAAACAAAAAUAUUAAUCAGUUCAAUUUUUCUUAUUAAUUAAUCGGAUGUUAUGUGUGUUUUAAAAGUUCCCUGUUAAUAAUAGUUUAUUCGAAGCUUCACAAAAUUAAUUACUUUUUACGUUACUUUAAUGAAUAAAUUUUCCAAAUUUCAAGUUUCGAAGCGAUAAUAAAUAAAUAAAUGUCGUUUAUCCUGCUCGAGAUCGUCCUUGAACUUAUGCGGAACAGUAACGAAGAAAAAGGCGUGAAAACCGGAAUGAUAGUAAGUAUUUGAUGCAGAUAUUAUCCCGUCGUCACACCCCCCGUGGAUCUUUCGUGCGCCGGCAACUUUCCAAAGACAACAUUCCACCAUCGAAACAACAUAUUGAUCUGACUUUUAUUGAAUUCGACCCCGAUACAUUUCGGUUUUGCACAACGCCAGUUUUCGGUCAAUUUAUUUCAAUUUGUCCUUGCGAAUUUGCCACGGCAAAUAUUCGGAUAGGCAAAUUUAAGGAGAACGGCUCCGCAGGGACGGGACCGCGAAGGGAUGAAGGAUCGGCUUUCUCGAGCAGGAGUAUCCGAGAAAAUAGACCCGAAUGAAAAUCCUACUUUCCAUCAUUAGCCUAAUUUAUCUGCUCCCAAAGUUCAGAUAUAAAUGUUAUUCAGAGAAUUUGUAACAGAUUCAUUUGUCAAGACUAAAUUAAUUAAUUAAAUAAGAACUUUGAAAACACUCAUAAUUCUUAAUUCGACUUGGUUUAAAACUUUAAAUUUCACAAAUAAAUUUACUAGCGUAAAACUAUAAAACUUACAGGAUAUAAAAUAAGAUGUGACAUGAUGAAAAUUCCAUUUUGUCUCCUAAUAAAACGCUCUUGGCCUAAUUCGAGAGGAAUUCCAACUUCGGAACGACCUACUCUCAUCUACUAAAUAAACCACCCGCCGGUUUCUUUUUUUUUUUAUUAAGCAAAACCAUAGACCAGAAAUGAAAAUUUCGUGGCCGCAGUACCUUCAGUUUCCUAGUGCUUAAGUAGCAAUUUAUAUGCGAUGGAAUUUAUUCUUUGGUCUUUUUAUUUUUCGUUGCGUUUCGCGGGCACUUGCGCCCCGAAAAAUCGCAAAAAUAGGGGAAAACGCAUAAGCUUCGUGAACUCCACUGUCUGCGCGACACGUGAUUCAUUUCUAAUCGCCGUUUCUUGUUCCUCAAGUCCGAUUCUGGCUGUUUAGAUUAGAUCGGAUCGAUUUCGUUAAUCAAACACCUUCGAACGAACAAACUGCACGUUUGUGUUGAUUGUUGAUAGUGUAAAUACUCCCAAAUGCAUAUCGUAAUCGAGUUUGUACUUUUAUAAGUGGAUUGUAAAUAAUUAUCGACGAGUUGUGCGACUAGUCGAUGGUUAUGUCCAAUGAAACUAAUUAAGACUUGUAAAUAAAUCAAAUUACUUAUUAAUGUUAACUGUCUAUUCCAAAGUUUAUGUAGCUAAGCGUAAAAAUUGGCCUAAAGUAUAUUUGUGAAUAAGGGAUCAAACUGAAAAAUUUAAGGUUUGUUAAAAUGGCCAAUUGUAGAAAAACUAUGUUAAAUCUAAUUAUUUUUGUAUCACUUCAAUCAGUAUUAAUAUUAAUCAUAUAACACUGUAAAUACUGUCUCACUUUUACCAAGAUAAGCAUUUUUCUUGACUAAAUUUAAUCUGUGUCAUAUUUGGAAUUCACCUAAAAUUUA
This is a messenger RNA of Aethina tumida (small hive beetle), 3228 nucleotides long. Its product is annotated as neuropeptide CCHamide-2 receptor. Gene Ontology annotation, cellular component: membrane. Lineage: Eukaryota; Metazoa; Arthropoda; Insecta; Coleoptera; Nitidulidae. Gene Ontology annotation, biological process: G protein-coupled receptor signaling pathway. The transcript is spliced from 9 exons. Gene Ontology annotation, molecular function: G protein-coupled peptide receptor activity. The record is from RefSeq and is a predicted model, not a curated record. The coding region runs from base 68 to 1324 and encodes 418 amino acids.